UGGUUAUCACUAAGCAAUCUCAGUCAUCCUUCAGCAACGAAGGAGUGUGGUCCGUUUCGACGGAAAACUGGAAUUGAAAACGAGUUAUUGGCAUUGGUGUGAGUUGUAAGUGAAAAUAUAAAAGGCCUCGCCUUAAUUUAGUGAACAUGUUUUUCCAUGCAGUCACAAAUGAGUUUGGAAUUCAAUGAAUUACUGUUAAUGGUUUUUAGGUGUCAAGCGAAGUGGUGUCUACAAUAAAGAAAUAUUGGCAAACAAAACCAUAAAACAAAGGCCAAUUGCCAUUCGCGAACGGGUUAAAGCGCGCCUGAAAACUACAAAAUCAUGGCAUUAAUUUGUAUUAGAUCCCAAGAUACAGAUACUUAAAGUAUAUCUCGUUAUUUAAUUUGCUUGCUUUACGUCACCUACGAAUACAUAUGGAAAAUACUCACCAGAAAUAUUUACGUUCGUAUAUGUUCGUACAUAGAUACACAUGUACAUGUGCAUGUGCAUAUUUAAAUAUGAAUUUGGCAAACAUCAAAUGUAUUUUCUACCAUAUAUCUUCCAUAUGGCAAAAAAUAUUGCGCUCAUCCACUAAUUCAAAUCAAAUUUAUUAAGAAAGACUAUUUGGUUUUUAUGAGAAGCUCAUGGUUACGUUGCCAGACUACAUAAAUAACGAAAUGGACGAAAUAAUCUACCAAAGCAAUAAUCAAAAUUCUGUAUAUGUGCUUAAUUCCAACUAUAGAUCAUAUGGGGACUAUGAGUUUCUCAAAUUAAUUGACCCUAAUGACAUGAACAAUAAAAAUAUGCCAAAUUACAAAAACUCAUCGGCUGCGAGAUCCGGUUCUCGUUGUUGUUCCGCCGGUGCGCACAUAAUGCAACAUAAAUUGCAUAAUUUGGGGAAAUUUUGCGAAGUUACGGAAAUAAUCGGAAAUGCUGUCACAUCCCCGCCUUCGUUGUUGGCAGCAGCCUUGUCAACUACAUCCACAACACCGCCAACAUCGAGAUGCUUGCCACCGGCACCUGCAUUUCAAAACUUCUUCAACUGCAGCUUUGCGGCAAAUGCCACUGGCGGUACCAGUGCCAACGCAACGCACGAUGAUGGUAGCACUGGUGGAGGUGUGGAUGCCAUUAAAAUCAAACCCAACAACAGUAAUAAGAAAAAGUGUGCCAAUGUCAAGCCAUCCCUUAUGGAGAAGAAAACUAAAUUUAGAAAGUUCAUCGAAGAAGAAAAAUGGAGAACGUGUGAUACGAGUAUUGGGGAAAAUGUGCACCAACGAAGCACCAGCAACAAUGACCGUGUCGGAUGCACCGGUUCGGUAACACCCACUGAAUUUCGGACCAACUCAUACAUGAAGGAAUCAAAUGCUGCUGACUCAACAACGCUAACCACUUCAAUGGCCGCAAAGGCAACCUGUGCGUCAUUGAACAACAUCGUUAAACAUUAUUGGAACGACAAAAUGGAUGCGAAUGCUACAGGCGAGAGCAAGCGACACCAGCAUCGAAAGCAGUCGAACAAUUGGAGUGGGAGUAGUGAUAGCAACAAUCAACAUCGACAAAAGUUGGAAGUGCUGAAAUCGUCACGACAACAAAAGAGCAAUUACGAGCUAUAUAAAGAAGCCUCCGAACUGCUCGGGUUGUCUUGCACACUUUGUGAUAACUGUCGAUGCCUCGAAUGCCAGAGCAGUUACUUCGAGUGCGAUGACUCUGAUAGUUUUUCGGAACUAUCCAACUCCGAUGGAUUUGAUGAGGAUAUAAUGGGCGCCCUAAACAAUUCUGUAGACCUGGUAAUGUAUACCAAUUGCUACAGGGACGAUGUGAUGAUAACUUAUGAUACAGUGACAACACAACAGCAAUCGUGGCUAGGGACUGCCGACCAGUUGCAGCAUGAACAGCUUGAAGCCAACUUCAUUCGUGUGGAUGCAGAUUCCAAUGCAUCAGAAAUGCUGGGCGAUGAUCAAGAUAACAACUAUGGUGACAAUGAAGUCAUAGCUUUUGCCCGCCAGACAGGUGCCAUUAAACAUAAAGAACUGCCUUCGGAACAACGCCCGCGUAGCAAUGUAUUAGAAAAUUUCACGAGCUUUAACGAACUCCGCUUGGCGGACGACAGCGAGGAGUCGUUCAUUGGUUCUGAAAAUCACAAAAAAGGAUAGAAGCAAGUUCAGGAAAUGUGCGUUAGAUCGAUAAUACCAAGGAUCCUUAGGCUUUACCAAUAAUUUCGGAAUAUGUUUGUAUCGGUGAACAUACAUACAUAGAACCCCACAUCUGCAGUCGUACAAGUUUCCUUCUGCUUCAUGAGGAUAUACGUACUAUCUAAAACUAGCCACUCCUGCUUCAUCUUUGAACUGGAUGUCAUACAUAAAUACAUAUGUACAUAAAUAAUAUUCAACAUUAUUCCUUCAUUAUUACAUUAUUCAGCUAUCAAAAAAAAAAACAAUAAUUAUAUUUACCAAUUGUAUGCAUUUAAUCAUCUAA
Messenger RNA from Rhagoletis pomonella (apple maggot), 2451 nucleotides. RefSeq lists its product as uncharacterized. Bases 624 to 2129 code for a protein of 501 amino acids. The record is from RefSeq and is a predicted model, not a curated record. Lineage: Eukaryota; Metazoa; Arthropoda; Insecta; Diptera; Tephritidae. The transcript has 6 exons.